UAUUUGCAAACAACAUUUCUCCUCUUAGGAAGAAAUAAAUCCAUUGGUGAUUGGAGAAGCCAUUGCCAUAAACUGGAUGAAUUAGGAAUUCCAAAUUCAGAUGAUGUGUGCCUUUGAAAACUACUCAAAUGUCCUUAUAUCGGAUGAGAUGAUGUCAAUCUAGAAACCUGUGAAGACUGAUGUAGAACACGCUACAAAGAUGAUGAAGAUGGUGAGCUAACAAUGUUGACGUGGCUGUCAACAAAGAGGAGAUGAAUGUCCUCAAGAUAAUCCUCCAAAUCUAUAAUAUGAGGCUCCACAAACAAGGAUGAUAUGUCUACAAGAUACGAAUCCCAAGUAGUUAUGUAUGGAAGAUGAUGGCUUAUUUGCUGCAUUAAAUCAAUGGGGGCCAAAGAUGUGGCAAUACCAAGCUGAUUAAGAACAACAAAAGAUGGAGAUUGGAUCUCAAUGUGAGGAGAAGGAAUUGGGAGACAAGUCUCUGAUCUAUUGUAACAUGCAAGACUUGUAAUAUACUCAAGCUCCUUUAAAGUAUCAUCAUUAAAGGUUAUGCAAUCUGCAUUUGCAAAGGGAAUGCGGCAAUGUGCAGUAGGAUCCUUUGGGAUGGAGAGAUAUGAGGGUCUCCAUGGAUCUCUAAAGGCGACUCCAAAGUGUGUGGGAAUAGUCAAUGUUUGAUACAACACACAUAGUGUCGAGAUCAACCUUAGAAUACAUCACUCCUACAAUGUGGUCAAUGAUGUUACCCCAAGCUAAUCUACCCCCUGGUGUGGCUGGUUCAGGUACAAGUCUAUUCGAAUAAGGCAAAAGAGAUCAAGCCACCUGAGAUGUGUUAGGAUGCCAUUUUGCCGAGACUCAUAAUUACUCUUUGCUAGGAUGACAAUAGAAGGAUGAAUAGAAAAAAUCAAGAUGUGAAAUAAGAUUGAAUAGUAUUUACUGCCAAGUUAAAAACUAAAUAAGGACAAGAGGAUGUAGAUAAACGUUGCUUUUAAAAAUGAUGGAAAAAAGUCAAUGUAUUAUGUUGACCUCAAUGGUUGUAAUUUUUACACUCUUGCAAGGAAGAAGAGGAUAGUUGAGAAACCAAUCCACUACCAUAUGGCUCCAUAUAAUGCCCCCUUUUUUGGUCCAUUCCAACAUUCUUGGAGAGUGCCAGCUUUCUCAUAAAGGUUUUUUGAUAGCAGCAGAGAAUUCUUGGAAUCAAGGUGGGUAUAAUUAUCCAAUUUCCAUGCGAUUCCAACCUUCUUGGAGCACUCCAAACUUCUUGGAGAAAUCCACCAUCUUUGGAGAACGCCAACUUUUUUACGAAGGGAAGAGCUAUGCACUUAAUGUGCGGGUGGAGUUAAUUGGGGAAGCAUAAUUGGCCCACUUUAAUAUUUUCCGGAGAUUUUAAUUGAUGCAUGUAAAAGAAUUGAAUAAUUAAGCUAUCAAAAAUUCGUUUUAUAAGAUAACUUAUGUCUAUUUAUUUUAAAAUGUUGGCCAACGUAUAAAGUGCUUUAAAAAAAGAAUGCCAAAAUGUGUUAUAUAAUUAAGAGAUUUUAAAUGUCACUUUUAGAGGGGAUAAUAAUAUUUUAUUAUUUCUGAAAAUUGUGUAAAAGGGAGAUUUGAGGAGAGAAAACUCAUUUUGUACAUUUUUGUGAGGUCCUAGCUUGUGAAGAUUGAAAUUUGUUCAUUUAUUCUGCCCUAGUAUCGAAACCCUUUGGCAAAGAAUGCUUUUGAGGACGAAAACCCUCCUAGCCAUUUCAGUGAAUUCGUUCAAGGUUCACCAAUGCGUUGAAUGUUUGUAGGAGAUUUUAUUGUGUUGGAAUAAUUCAGUUUGGGUGUCAUUUGCUUGCAAAUCAUAUUGGGAUUCAAAGAGAAGAUUGAGUACUGGCGUCAUUGGUAUAGAGUUUUUUUAAUUAGUUUUUGUAGGCCGUACCACUUCAUAGUUUUAAAUCAAAUCUUUAUUGUUACUCAUAAGAUUGUCAUAUAGCAAAGAGAGGGUGCAUGAGGUUUAUGAAGGGAGGCAGAACACUUAAGAAUCUGAUUUUGGAUUUCAUAUACAUUUCUAGCCACAUCACUCCCAUAGGCCACCAUAUUCUAGUAAAAUUCUAGUGAUAAAGGCAGCCAUUAACAACGUUGUACUAGUCCAAGUUUUGCUAUAUCAGAAUGAGAAUGACUUCAAACUUCAUCUAGAGUAGUAGUGCACCAGUUUCAGAUCAAUACAUCAGUCAUUCUACAACAUUGGGCAGCGUCGAUAUCAUCCUUUUGCUGCAGCUCCAGGGACAAGCAUUAUAGUUUGCAUGAUUCUGGUAGAAGCAUUAUGGAUGAAAUAUUUGUUGCAGGCUCACCUGUGCAGACUGAGUGCGAUAGUUUCGAGGAUUCUGCGGUUGGCACUGAAACUGGAAGAUGUGGUAUUUGUAUGGAAGAGGUCAUUGACCGCGGGCUCCUGGACUGCUGCAAUCAUUGGUUUUGUUUUAAAUGCAUAGACAACUGGGCAGUUAUCACCAAUCUAUGUCCCCUCUGUAAGGCCCAGUUUGAGAUCAUCACAUGUGUUCCUGUCCAUGACACAAUUGGUGGCAGUAGUGAGUGGAACAAUUCUACUCCAGAAGGAACAGAGAGGGAUGAAGGCUGGUGUAUCUAUGGGGAUAACAGGGCACUCUCCUUUCCGUCCUAUUAUAUUGAUGAAGAUGCAAUUGUUUGUUUGGACGGGGAUGGCUGCAAAAUACGAUCUGGAGUUACAACAGAGGAGUCAUCAUCGCUUGAUACUUCUGUUGCAUGUGACUCCUGUGAUAUCUGGUAUCAUGCUCUAUGUGUUGGAUUUGACCCGGAAUUUACAAUUGAAGGUACCUGGCUUUGCCCAAGGUGCAAAAUGAGUGGGCUGCUUGAAAAUUUGAACUCCACUUUCUGUCAAUCCUCACCUGACAAAGAUCAGAGUCGUAAGUUCUGUGAUGACAUGCUAUUGAACAGUAAAAUGUCAGUUCAUGUUGCAGAUGCAGGGGAGACAGCUGUUGUUGUUUCAAUGUUUGAAGGAGAAAACUGUGGUCCAGCUACAGAGGAAGAGCCUGGCAAGGUUGCAUCCUUCGAAGAUAAACAUAAUGCUAAUAAAAUUUCUUCGGCAUUAUGCACCGGUCAAAAUACUGUAAAUUCAAAGAAACAUGGAGGAGAUGAGCUACUUUCCAAUUUUAAAGAGAAUUUUGUCUCUAAAGGUUGUACAGCUCCAUCCAUUAAUGAUUUAUCAUCAGGUUCAGUUGAAGAUUGUAUUCAAAUACCUUCUGUUGCAGUUAUUAAUAAAGAAAUCAAACAUAAUUCCUUAAAUAUUUCAAUGCUUGAAGGUGAAAAGGAUGCUUCAGCUACUCAGCCAAAUUCUGGAGAUGUUGCACUUAUGGUUGAAGAAGAGGUUACUAAUAAAGUCUUUGUGCCAUUAUGUACAGAUGUAAACAUGAAUUCAAUAGGAAGAGAACAGCAAGAUUUGCUAUUCCCAGAAAAUAUACUCAGUGCUGAUGACUGUAAAAGUUUCACAGUAUUUCCACCCAUGAAUGAUUCAAAAGAAGUGUUGGAUGAAGAUUGCAGUCCAAUACCUACCACUAUAGCACCUAGUAAGGAAAUCAACCAUGUAAAUACAGUAUCUAGAAGUGAAGUGUCUGAUUCUGCUACAGAAUCAAGGGAUAGAGCCAGGCCUACUUCUUUGGUUGAGAAUUCUCAAGCUUGUGUAUGGAUAACUGAUAGUCAGAAUAUAGUAAAGCCUUCAACAGACAAAAGUAGAAAGGAGAAAAAUGAUGUGGUUGGAGAAUUUCUUCCUCAAAUUGCUAAAAGUUUCGACAAAUCACAUGCUAAAAUAGGGGAGAAGCAUUCUGGCAGUUAUCUUGUUGGGAUGUCUCUCAGUCAGGUUCCAACUAAUGGUUCAAAAUUAUCAGCUGAUAAGGACACAGCAAAGAGGAUCAAUGCAGAAGGAAGUAUUCUGGAUAGAGAACCACCUCAAAGCAGCACAGGGAAAAAUCUGGAUUCAAAAUGCCGAGAUGCAGUUGAUACAAGGGAUUCCAUGUUGGUUGACCAAGGGUGUGGAAAGAUUGCAAAGCAAAAGGAAAUUACUACUAAAAGAGCAAGACUGAGUGGACAGAAUGAGCAUAUUCAUCUCCUAUUGCCAAAAACUCAAUGUAAUGCUAAUCAGAUGAUUGCUCCUAAGGAUGCUUUUGGACUUAAGAAGAAACUGAGGGCUGAAAAGUUGGAAAAUCACUCUAAAUGUGAAAUAAUCCCAUCUGACCUUAUGGAGAUUGUAAAGGGGCAAGAGUUCAAUUUUUCUGCAAAGACACAGGAGCAUUGUUCUCCAAGAAAGACUGGGAGUGAAAACAAUCGAGGAGGCAGUGUGAGAUUAAAGAAGAUAAUGCCAAGACGAAUGGAUGAAAGUGAGGCAUCACGUUUAGUCCAGGAGAUGACAAAGGAACUAAGAGCAGCAGUGGGUAAUGGUACCAUGGAGGACCUUGGUAAGAUUGAUGCUUAUGAUGAGAGACUCUUAGAGGCAUUCAAAGCUGCAAUGAAAAAAACAUUUAAAAGUGACAAUAAAAGUAACCUGUGUCAUGUAAAAGUGAACAAGCAACCUCAAAAGAGAGGGAAGAUACGUGAGAACCUGACCAGAAAGAUAUAUAGUACAGGAAGUGGAAAACGGCGCCGUGCAUGGGAUAGGGAUUGUGAGAUUGAAUUUUGGAAAUCUAGGUGCAACAGGGAAAAAAAAAUCAGACAGAUAGAGACACCUGAUUUAAUUAAGAAUCUUUUGAAAAAGAGCCUUGAUGCAUGCUCUAAAUCUCCUGAAAUUGAAAACAAGUCCAAAAUAAAUGAAGUUGAUCCAAUAUUUUCAAGGUUAUAUGUAGCAGACAACUCUUUAUUCCCAAGGAAUGAUGAUAUUAAGCCACUUUCUGCUCUUUCAGAAUCAGGAGAUCUACAGGCAGGAAAAUGUAAUAUAGGGGUCAAGGGAGAAGUAACAAGUAACAAGCUUGAUAUUUUGGGGUCUAAUCUAAAUAAUAUUGCUGGGAAUAUCCAUUCAACCAAGAGGUGCUUGGAUGCUGAGAACUCGAGUUCCAGUCUUAACAUUGGAUCCCUACAAAAUACUGCGUCAAAAGAGAAAGCUGCUGAUUCUGGAGAUACGAAUCUUGAUGAAGUGGUAGAACCAAAAUCUGGGAAGUCUGAUGAUGUGAAGCUUGACAAAAGGAAGUGGGCCCUUGAGGUACUUGCAAGGAAGACAGGUGGCAGUCAAAAGACAAAUGAAUUGAGCACAGGGGAAAAAGUUAGCUUCCCAUUAUUGAUUCAGUUACCUAUAGAUAUGAGGCCAACCUUGCCACAUGAUCGUCGCAGUAAAGUCCCAACUUCAAUCAGGCAGAUGCAACUAAAUCGUUUUGUGGAACUUUACUUGAAAAAUGCAAACAUGGAAACAAUUAGGAGAACUGCAGAAUCUGAGUUUGCUGUAGCGGAUGCAGUUAACAUGGAGAAGGAAAUCUAUGAAAGAUCUAAUAGUAAAAGUGUUUAUAUUAACCUUUGUGCCCAAGCUUUGUCUCAGCAAUCAUGUAGCUAUAAAGCUGUAGAAAAUGAUGAUGCUUACCAUGAGUUAGAAACUGAGUUAGGGGAUGAUGUUACUGCAGCUCUUAAGGAUGCAGGCCUUAUAUCUGACUCUCCUAUUGGAAGCCCAUAUCGUGUAACUGAAGACAGUGGGGUUGAAUCUGACACUGUAGCUGAAAACAAAGACGAUGCAACUGGUUGCAUAGAGAAUGUCCUGGAACUGGACUGUCAACCAGAUCUGGAUAUAUAUGGAGACUUUGAGUAUGAUUUGGAAGAUGUGGAAGAUCCUGCAACUUCAAGCAUAUUAAAUAGUAUAAGAAUCCCAGCAAUCCAGUCAAAAGAUACAGCCUCAAAAGUGAAGGUGGUACUGUCAAGUGGACAAUGGAGUAAGCAGUCUGCGAAUGAACAAGUUGAUGGAGGACAUAAAAAACAAACUGUUGAGAACUCAGCUACUGGAGAACCUAAACCAUUGGUAAGCACGGGAGAAUUCAAAUCUGAGGAAAACAAUGAUACAUUUUUGUCUUUGGAUGAUACGCAUGCCAGAAGUGCCACAGAAGGUUCAGAAAAAUUGGCUUCAACUAUGGAUGAAAAUCAUUCUGCCAUAUCUUGCCCAGACGCUGGUAGAGACAUAAAAUUCCAAGUGCCAAAUAUUUCUCUGAGUGAAGAUGGUCGCUCUGAGCACACAAAUCUUAAAGGUCUUUCUGCCAAAUCGAUUGGAAAUCAGGAUCAAUUGUCUUUCAGAAAAAAUGAUUUAAACCAAGUGGACUUGCAAAUCAACUCGUUUCCAUGUCCAGUGAAAGAUAGUGUCAGUGAUUCUCAGUUGGUAAGUGAUCAGCUUAGUGAUACUGGUGAUGGUUUAGGUUUAGUAAAGUUGCCCCCUGGAGCCAUCAGGGGCAAUACAAAGAGAGGGAGUCCAGAUUGUGAGAAGGACGUUGCACUUUUAGAGACAAAUAAACAGAAUGCUGAAAUGAACCAAAAUUUCUCUGCUUCCAUCCAGCCUGGAGGUAAUUGCGCAAAGAAGAAUCGUGAGAUAGGCCGUACUAAGCCACGAGUCGAUGUUAGUCAGUCAAUCUGGAAGAAGGUGGAGUCAUACAUUAAAGAGCACAUAAGGCCUCUCUGUAAAAGUGGAGUAGUUACUGUAGAGCAAUAUCGUUGGGCUGUUGGUAAGACAGUAGAGAAAGUUAUGAAAUACCACUCUGAUGCAAAAAAUGCAGAUUUUCUGAUCUCAGAAGGAAAUAAAGUUAAAAAACUUGCUGAACAAUAUUUGCAAACAUUCAAGAAAAAGGAAACUUGUUGAUAUGCACAUAUGUAUAUUCCAUUUGCCCUGAGUAGUCAGUUGAAAGUGCUCUUGAAAUAUGUGGGUGCUUUUUCAUUUCCCUAGUCUUAACUAGAUAGUCAUUUUGUAUGCAUCCUAGUCAAAUGAUAAUUUGAAAUUGAGAUUAUUCAAGUUCAAGGAUUUGAACAUCCUUGUUUAGCUAACAAAUUGGGUAUUAAUGCACAUUGUCACACAUCUCAAAAUCAAAAUCAUAGCAUUAGUAUGCCCCUUCACCAACCUUAAUAGUCUUUUCUCGUAAACUAAAAUAUGUAAUAAUAUGGUUUGCCCUCCAAUAAUCAAGCAUGACUAUCUUAUUUCUUCUUCAA
Molecule: messenger RNA, 7161 nt
Organism: Cryptomeria japonica (Japanese cedar)
Lineage: Eukaryota; Viridiplantae; Streptophyta; Pinopsida; Cupressales; Cupressaceae
Exons: 14
Coding region: 2294-6817 (1507 amino acids)
Biological process (GO): protein ubiquitination
Molecular function (GO): ubiquitin protein ligase activity
Source: RefSeq, a predicted model, not a curated record